ACUCCAUCAGCAAGCGACUUACAGACAUUGCAGCACACACACACACUCACACACACACAGUCAGACACAGAUUAGUGCAGGACUGUCAUACGCAACACACCGUCUUCCUGGGAUAUGAACACUCUCAUCAUCAUUUCUCUACUUUGCAUCGUUGUCUGCAGCGCUCUGGGUGCUCAGGGAUCUGAGGACACUUAUUCAGGUGAAUUAGCCAGAGUGACAGCCGGUCCAGCCUCUGGGGAGGGACACCUUCAUUCACAGAAUGACGAUGAUGAGGUGGGAGUAGAAGAAGAACUUUCAGGAGGAGACAACGAAAAUGUGAUCCUCCAUGUGCUUCCAGUCACAGAGCUGCAUGCUGAUAAAGAUGAGAGAAGGAAGAGGAAGGGGAAAAGCAAGAGGAAGAACAGGCAAAAGAGCAAAAGCACUACUCCGUUUAACCCCGAGCACACAUUCCUAACAAGCGGGCACACAUCCACUCUCACCUCAACUCAAGAUCCCUGCACCUCCACCCACCUGGGCUACUGCAUACAUGGCUAUUGCAAAUACAUUGAGGGUCUGAGAGAGCCCGUGUGCAUAUGUAUGAAGGGUUAUGAUGGAGAGCGCUGUGGCAUCCAAACUUUAGAGUCAUUCAUACCUGAUAAGACCUACAACACUGAGCUGCCGCAGACAGUCCUAGUGGUCAUUGCAGUUGUCCUGUCGGUCAUCAGCUGCUGCGCCAUCCUGCUCCUGACCUGUGCUCAUUACAGGUCACAUAAAAACUUCCUGGCCUCCUACCUUGGAUCUGGGUCAGAGCAGGAGAAACUCCAGAAACCCAUGGGUGAUGUUGUUGUGUGAGGGAAUCAAGUUACAAAGAGGCGGGUGGCCAAUUAAACAAGAAGAGGAGUCAAAUGACCUGAGGGAUCAGUAGAUGAUGUGCACAAAUGCACAGCUAGUUAGAAUUUAAUUUAUUUAGAGUAAAUAUUUAUUGCUUACAACGUAUAAGUGUGUGUAUGUUUGAUUAUUACAAUUGCAUUGUCAUGUAUGAGCGAAUGCUGAGCAUUCAGCCUUUUUUAUUUUGUAGGUUUGGUUUUAUUUAUUGCACUACAUUUGUUAUAGGUCAUAAAACUCUCAAAAUGUAACAAACCCUUGAAAAGUGCUAGAAUUUGAUUUCAAAUAAAGUCUCUAAGUGUUACAUUAAAGUAUUUCAUUGUCCAAUUA
This is a messenger RNA of Girardinichthys multiradiatus, 1194 nucleotides long. It is a transcript of the gene areg, whose product is annotated as amphiregulin. The transcript has 6 exons. Gene Ontology annotation, biological process: positive regulation of mitotic nuclear division; positive regulation of cell population proliferation; epidermal growth factor receptor signaling pathway. The record is from RefSeq and is a predicted model, not a curated record. Lineage: Eukaryota; Metazoa; Chordata; Actinopteri; Cyprinodontiformes; Goodeidae. The coding region runs from base 115 to 831 and encodes 238 amino acids.